This is a messenger RNA of Diorhabda sublineata, 1266 nucleotides long. Its product is annotated as hydroxyacylglutathione hydrolase, mitochondrial-like. The record is from RefSeq and is a predicted model, not a curated record. NCBI's taxonomy places the organism in Eukaryota, Metazoa, Arthropoda, Insecta, Coleoptera, Chrysomelidae. Gene Ontology annotation, molecular function: hydroxyacylglutathione hydrolase activity. The coding region runs from base 291 to 1202 and encodes 303 amino acids. The transcript is spliced from 6 exons.
GCGGACUUGAUAACAACAUAAUGGUAAAUGUUAUUUAAAUUUUUAAUGAAAUACUUGUUCAUUUUAAAAAAUAACCAUAAGCGUUCUCUUUUCAUUUAUUAGAAACUUUGGUAACAAUAACUAUAGUUAUCAAUUAUUCAGAUACCCCAGUUUAUCUAUAAAAAUUUAAUACAAUUCAGGACUAUAGAUAUUUAAAACAUGUAACUAAUCUACAUCAAGGUUAGCGAAUAAUGACUUUUUGAAUUGAAUGAUGUAAAAUAUGAUUUGACGUUUUUUUAUACAUUUUUAUAAUGUUACAAUUUUUAAAUUCUCAUAUUCCCAAUUGUAUCGUCUAUGGUGCGACAGCGGCAUAUUUCAGAGUUCGGGCUCGUCUGAAUAACGGAUUUAAUAGAUUUCACAGUAAUCAAGUUACUAUCGCAUUACAAAAAAUGAAGAUCAAAAUUCUUCCGGCUCUAUCGGACAACUAUAUGUAUUUAAUUACAUGUGAGAACACCAAGGAGGCAGCUGUAGUAGAUCCUGUUGAACCUGAUACUGUUCUGGAGGCCGUCGAAGCAGAAGGAGUAAAUCUUACAAAAGUUUUAACUACUCAUCAUCAUUGGGAUCAUGCUGGAGGUAACGAACAACUUGUAAAAAAAGCAAAAGGGUCUUUACAAGUUUUUGGUGGUGAUAAAAGAAUUGGUGCUUUAACUACUGAAGUGAAACAAGGUGAUAGUUUCAAGAUAGGUGACAUUACAGUUACGUGUUUAUUCACUCCUUGUCAUACAUCUGGACAUAUUUGUUAUUAUGUAACUGCACCUGAUCAACCACCAGCUGUUUUUACAGGUGAUACUUUAUUUGUGGCGGGAUGUGGAAGAUUCUUCGAAGGAACUGCAGAACAAAUGUAUUCGGCAUUGAUAGAAAAAUUGGGAAAUCUUCCAGACAAUACCAGAGUAUUUUGUGGCCAUGAAUAUACCACACAGAAUUUAAAAUUCGCUAGAUUUAUAGACAAGCACAAUCCUGAAAUAUUAAAGAAAAUGUCCUGGGCUGACGAACAGAGGAAAAAAGGUUUACCAACAGUGCCGUCGACUAUUGGAGAAGAGAAAAUAUAUAAUCCGUUUAUGAGAGUUAUGAUGGGCGAAAUUCAAAGUCAUGCUGGUACCAGUACUCCCGUUUCUACAAUGCAAUAUAUUAGACGAGAAAAAGAUGGUUUCGUUGCGGCAUAAAUUAUUGAAUUCAUUUUAAUAGAUUUUACGUUUCUUGAAUAUACAAAAUUAGUUUUUCCAAAAA